Messenger RNA from Emiliania huxleyi CCMP1516, 1182 nucleotides. RefSeq lists its product as hypothetical. The transcript has 4 exons. Bases 1 to 1182 code for a protein of 393 amino acids. NCBI's taxonomy places the organism in Eukaryota, Haptophyta, Isochrysidales, Noelaerhabdaceae. The record is from RefSeq and is a predicted model, not a curated record.
AUGGUGCUUUGCUCGACGCUGCGGGUAAGGAAAGAGGGCGCAGACGGCGAGAAGCUACAUGUGCGUGCACGGUACUACUCCGACCUCAUCGUCAGCAUCAUCAUGUUGCUGGUCGGCAUUGGCAUCGGCAUCACCGCCUGGCUCGGAAGCUCGCAGCUCAACUGGGACUUUAUGCUCUGCGGUUUUCUGUUCCUCCUCGCCCUGAUCAACGUGCUCAGCGGCCUCCGGGGACUGAUCUACGACGUCCGGUUCGAGGAUCUAAUCGUCGACAAGGCCAACGGCACGAUGACCCGCGCUACGUUCGGUAUGUUUGGUCAGGCGCGGCAAGAGUCGGACGUGCCGCUCUCUGAAAUCACGCAGUGCGCAGCGGAGUUUGUCCCACGGAGACUGAAGCAGGACGCCUGGGCGAGGCGAUCGGCGGCCAAGGGCGGGCACGUCGAGGUGCGCGCCGUGGUCAAGCUUGGCCAGUCGGAGCCGCAGCCACUGCUCGCAGGGCCCGACACCGUGAACGCAGAGUGCUCCGCCUCCUACUGCGGCUGCAUCGGCCCGCUCUCCAGAAGUCUGUGCACGGACUUUGCGACGGGCGAGGCCGAACUGGCUGGGGCGCUCAACGAGUUUCUCGAGCUGACGCGCGACCGCGCGACUCGCCCGCCCAAUGAAGUCGUCCGUGGCAUGGUGGAGACGGCGAUGGAGGCGCCGUCGACCAGCCUAAAGGGCGACCGCGGUGAAGGGCUGGGGCCGCCGUGUUCCGUGCUCUGGACGCCCAUUCAGCCGCUCACGUGCUGCGUCCCCUUUGUGGGCCACAUGGGCAUCACCGACUCGGCCGGCAGGCACGCAUCACCCGACGCCCUCUGCCGUCUCUCGAAUCACAUGCUGUUUGGAGCUCCGGCCCGAUACAUCAGCUACUCGCCGCAGAGCCUCGAGAAAUGGGACGAGGCGGUCGCGCAGGCGGACGAGGAGUACCGCCACAAGAUCCACUGCAUGGUCUGCGGCUCGGACUGCCACUCGCAUACAGCGCGUGCGCUCGACCUUUCGAACGCGGGCGGCUGCGCCUGCCACAACAAAGUGGAGCUCGCCGCGCACGUCUUCUUCUGUGGGCGACACGUUGGCAUGGGCGGCUUCCUCAAGACGUGGCUCGGCUUCGCGCUGCUCGCUGGGAUUUGGUACCUCACCCACUUGUGA